AUGGCUCUGAUUUGCAUGCUGAUUUUGCAUCUCUACAUGAUACGUUCUGCUCAAACUGUGGAUCUUUCUGAGGCAUCAUUUGUCUCAGCUGAGUGUGGUGAACCUGUUACUCUACACUGCAAAUUUGUAGAAAAGUUUUCUCAAAAUAAUUGGGUUUGGUACAAACAAAGAUCAGGACAGGAACCUCAGGAAGUGGCAGUGAAGUUACCCUCUAGAGACCCCACUCUUUCAUCAGACUCAAAAAUCAGAUUCAAAAUAAACCAGCAUUUUUCUCUGACUAUUAAACAAACUACUAAAGAUGAUGAAGGAAUGUACUUCUGUGGAAAAGGAGACAGGAACACCAUUACGUUUACUAAUGGUGUAUUUUUAGCUGUGACAGGUCAACAUCAGUUAAACACAUCAGUGCAACAAACACCAGUACAGGGUUCAGUUUCUCCAGGAGAGUCAGUCACUCUGCAGUGCACAGUCCACUCUGAGAUAAGAGCAGCAGAUCUCCGAGUGCUCUGGUUCAGAGCUGCUGCAGGACAAUCCUUUCCUGAAAUCAUUUACACUCAUCAGAACAGCAGCAGCCGUCAGUGUGAGAUCAGCUCUUCUACAAACAGCUCUGUGUACAACUUCUCCAAGAACAUCCUCGAUCACAACCACACUGGAACUUAUUACUGUGCUGUGGCUGCUUGUGGGAAGAUCAUUGUUGGGAAUGGAACAUCAGUAGAACUGAAGAAAGCUCAGGAGGGGGCUAUGAGUGAGCGGACCACCAGACAGGAGCAGAACACUGAGAACCUGCAUUACGCUGCCAUCCACAUCAAAGAGAAGAAAGCCAAAGGUGGGAGAGUGAAGAGAGAACAGCCUGAAGACGUUGUUUACUCUCACGUGAGAAGCUCCAAAGCUGCUGCUCAGCGCUCACAUCGCUAG
This is a messenger RNA of Pygocentrus nattereri (red-bellied piranha), 912 nucleotides long. RefSeq lists its product as uncharacterized. The record is from RefSeq and is a predicted model, not a curated record. The transcript is spliced from 5 exons. The coding region runs from base 1 to 912 and encodes 303 amino acids. Lineage: Eukaryota; Metazoa; Chordata; Actinopteri; Characiformes; Serrasalmidae. Gene Ontology annotation, biological process: response to bacterium.